Messenger RNA from Mesorhabditis belari, 333 nucleotides. The record is from the annotation of a GenBank genome assembly. Lineage: Eukaryota; Metazoa; Nematoda; Chromadorea; Rhabditida; Rhabditidae.
AUGCCCGAGAAAAGCGAUGGAUUCUCGUGCCGUGCGUGCCAGAUCUCACGAAAAGCGAGAGAAGUUGGGAAUCGAGUGGAAGAGGCAGCCGGAAAGGGGCCAGUCCCGGAAAGGGGCCCAGGCGGGCACCCCGUCAUCGACUAUGCGGCCGCGCGGGCACCCGGGCAACGCUCCGUGCGCUCCAGGAUGGCGUCUUUCGUUGUCUGGUGGCUCUUCAGUGGCCUCAAUCUCUUCGCAAGGCCUCGGUCUAGACCCGAGGCCACACCUCUCCAUUCCAUUCCCUUCAAACAACGGAGAUUCGAUCGGCUACCCCAAGCGUGCCUCCCAUUUUGC